AUGGUACAAAUACUGCCACAGUUUGCUACUCUUCUUGCCCUUACCUUGACGGUCGCACGGGGGGCCCCGCAUACGAGCUCUGACCACGACCGCCGCUUUGUGAUUGACGCUCAGCUCCCAGGACUUGUUCAUGCGCAUAUUGCACGGGACGACUCGUCCCUGGAGCAGUUUUUAGGUCCGAGACGAAACCCCAUACCAGAUUCAAGCGUGGAACCCGUCUACGUGAUGCCCUCCCAAAUGACCCCUGUCGCGGCUCUCGGAAAGAACUCGGAUCCUCAUGUUCAGUUGGCACCUAUUUAUGAUCCUUCGGAGCUCUCGAACAGGCGCCGUGGCCUUGAUGAUCCUAUUGACGAGCCGGAUCGGGAACAUGAUGAGCGAUUCAACGCAAAGGGCGAACAAGAGCUAGAAGAUCAAGAGGGCGACAAAGAAGACCCCAUUCCUGAAGACCAAGACGAAGCGUCUUCGUUAGGCAAACGACAAUAUUAUAUUGACGGGGUGAACGCCCCAGGACUUAUUGUAUCGCACUUGAACCCCUCUCUGUUGAGCUUUAUUAACCACGAGGUAGCACUUUAUGACAUACAUCGCCGAGGUCUACUUGAUCCGCUCAUUCCUAUCCUUGGUUCAUUGCCUGGUGUUGGAGGUGUCGUUUCUAUUAUUGCAGAUACCCUAGGGAACGUCCUUAAUGGUCUUCCUAUUAUCGGGCCGCUCCUUGGGGGACUUCUUUUAUCCCCACACAAGUCUGCCAGCGCUCAGGGGGUGGAUGGUGCGCCUGCUUCUCUAGAAUACUACCUAGAUGCGGCAUCGAUUCGAAACGCAACAACCAUUUAUCUGGUGGACUCGGGUCGUCCUUCACCUUUUGCCCUUGCUGCUCAGGAGGCCGGUAGCAAUAGCACCAUUGACGAACAACUUGUUUCGCUUCAAAUGGCUUUUGUCAACCCCGAAACUGGGAAGAUUGAACCCCAUUGCGCAACAUUCCAGGGAGGCUCCAAUGGAGAUCAGUCAGAACCAGCAACUCUUGCCGUUCAACCAUGUAUCACCGAUGGUACGUCUCAAGAGCCUCAUCCGAGCCAACUAUGGGGCUUCAAUCCCUCGAAUGCGGUCGUCCGGCCCAUGUGGAACGCUCAGAAGUCUGAAGGCGGCAAGUCGAAGCGCGCAUACAUUGUGGUAUUAGUGUUCAAACCUUGGGAGGCCAAUGGCACCAACUCUACUCAGCCCGGAGCGAUGUAUGAUCCGAAGGAGGCUGGAAACUGGCAGUUCGAUUUGGGGAAUGCUACCGCGGGAGACUCGAGUCCGGCUGGUGCCAGUCCAUGA
This is a messenger RNA of Rhizoctonia solani, 1311 nucleotides long. RefSeq lists its product as uncharacterized. The record is from RefSeq and is a predicted model, not a curated record. The transcript is spliced from 4 exons. The coding region runs from base 1 to 1311 and encodes 436 amino acids. Lineage: Eukaryota; Fungi; Basidiomycota; Agaricomycetes; Cantharellales; Ceratobasidiaceae.